CAAGUAAAGGAGCACAACUAUUAGACCUGUAUCACAGCCUGCAUGUUUUCAUAAUUGACUUGUGACUUUAUUUGCUGACGAGAAUUUUUUCGAAGUAUGGAGCUGUGCAGUUACCAUUUAAGUAUAACAAGGACGUAUGUUUGGAUUUGUGUGAUUUUCUUCAUUUUAUGUAAUGGAGCAAACGGCCAGGAUGUGACUUGCAAUUCCGUGGAAUCGGAAAGAUCCAACGUCUUUGCCACCUUCAACGUUGCCGUUUCUGGGACCGCUAACUAUAACCUGAUCUAUGAACCCGCUGAAUACGGUCCUAAUGAAAGGUUGCCAGUAGGCACUAAUGAGGUCACAGUGACGGCUUACCCGACGUCAUCACCAUCGACUGCGACAGGGAGCUGUAUAUUUAAUGUCACUGUUAGUUUACAAGAGCUUCCAAUCGUCUGCCCUGAACCCGUGGAUCUAAAUAUCGGGACAGAUUCUGGUGAACCUUUCUACACUUACCAAGACCCACAAUUCAACGUCACGUAUCUACCUGAGUCUACGACGUAUGAUCCCUAUGGAAGUAUCACGAUGAUGAGAACUUACGGUGGUAGCUCUAGCAGUCCCAGACUAGACAUCUCACAAACAGCACACACUGUCACCGUUACGAUAACAGAUGGGACACUCUCAAAGGCAUGUACAGAAGCAAGGGUAUCUGUAGAAGAUCGGGAGCCCCCUGUAAUCGUCUGUCCAGAUGACGUAUACCAGGAUCACACCUCAGUUGAAUCCACGGCAUUCCAGCUCAAAGGCAUUUCCGAUAACUCUGGCGAACUAUAUGCUACUGCAAUUCAGCCCUUCAUAAAUCCAAGGGAUGGUUAUCCUGUAGGAACGACAACCUACACUUUCACUGUCUCUGACAGAGCUGGAAACGAUGCGUCGUGUUCGUUCAACGUUACAAUUGAAAUAGGUCCACAGACACCUACUUUACAAGGUAAGAACUCAUUGUACACGUUCAUGCAUUUAUUCAUAUUCAUGUACUGCUUUUGCAUUAAAUGUUUCUUUGCAACUAACUCAUUAACCAUGUCUGUUUCAUCCAUGACGUCUUCUUCUACUCCAUUCUCGUCUUCCAUUCCUGUUACAUCCUCUAAAAACCAUUCCUGUCACGAUCACAUCUUUUACCCCAGUAGGAACUACGAAUUCGAAUUCCGACACGUUUGUGAUAAUAGUCCCGUCACGUCCAUGACAACCACUUGAGUCACAUCCGCGACUCUUAUGUGAAACGACGACGGCAUCUUUGAGAAUUUCACAGACUCUGGGUUCUGUCACAUUGAAAUCCAAUGAAUUCAAUUUCUUCCAGAAGCUGAUGCUAAAAAACUUAAUUACAAGUUUAAGCGGAUGAGUUUAAUCUUCAGAGAUGUCCGUUCGUAGAGUCUGUUCAAGGGUUUAUUUCUGAUUUUGCAGUGCCUUGAAGUCAUCAUGAUUUCUGAUCAGUUUUGCUUCAUGUUUCGAUUGUUUUUCCCUUUCCUUUCCUUUCAACAGUUUUCUCUUGGACAGGAAUUCACGGCGCUUCCUGUAAGAUUUGACCUUCACGAUGAUGCCUUGGAGUCCAUCUUCAUUCUUUGGACCAACACAAUGACUCCUUUCGAUGUCUUCUAAUAUGAGAUCAACUUCAAUCUCUUUUGCUAGGUCAGGUACAAUCUUAUUGGUGUCUUACCCUUUUUUCUGGGCAACCAAGGACUCUUAGGCGGUUAUGGUAUCUUGUUUUCUAAGGCGCACACUUGAUGAGCAUAUUCACUCUUUUUUUUUCUUCAGGUACAUCAUUUCUUUUUCCUUUCCUUCAUAUUUUACUUGCAUAUCCAUGUGAACGCACCCUGUCCAUCAAUAGUGCUCUCAAGUUCUUAAAUAAUUCUUCUUUUUCUUCUUCCAGUAUAGUACCGACAACCGUAGGCGUAUACCAUACCUUGUGCUUGUAAAGUGCCAAGUGUACAGUGCAAGUAAAAAGGCUCCGCAAGAACUCUUCGUGCAGCGAAAAACAGUCUGAAGCUCAACGGAGCAUAGAGUGUUGCACCUUCUGCUUGAAAAGUUCUAAAGAGGUGUAAUUGAUGACAGCAGAUGGUACGGACUUCCACAGUAGGAUAGCAUAUGGGUAAAAUGUGGUGUGGGAUAGCAGAGUUGGAAGGGGACCUGGAACUUCUGUGGAUUUCCACGGGUUCGUGUACCAACAACUGGUAUAAAGUUAUUUCAAAUUCAGUCCGUUUUUAUAUAAUUGUUUUUCUUCAAUCAUCUAUGUUCCUCCUCCCUAAUACACGCAUCCCACACACAGCACGGUGUCUCCACUCAUCGUGCUAUCCCCCAAAACAACCAUUAGAAUAAGAGGCAAGGACUACCUUCACAGGUUCAGCGUUGAAUGCGUGUUUUUUUCUCAGCUGAUUAGGCGCGCGACACGGAAACAAUCAAGACUGUGGACUAGUAUGAAGUAAGUGACUGACUGGAAUAAUAACCAUGCAGUGAUGUAUGCUGUAAACCGUGCAUACUUUCAACUGCGCCCUUCUUUCCUGCAGACUUGCCCUUUGAAGUUGAUUCAGCACGACUGUGACGGUGCUAGUCACCCAGGACGAAGCGUUCACAACGGCGUUGCACAAUUUCCACCUUUCUGAUGUUCUCCUGGGUGAAUGGGCAGUGAAUGGGUCCCGAAAUAUUGCAGCAUACUCCAUCACAGGAAUUACUAAUGUCUUGCACAACAACUCCUUUAUCUUUGGUGGGCAGGCCGUCAUGUUUUUUUGCAGGAAGCACCGUACAGAGUUGUUUUUUGGGAGAAGUGAGGGAAAAUCACCCCCGGAAGAUCACCUCCCCCACUCACACCCUACCCCGAGGACGAUUAACCACGGAAAAUUACCCUCGUGGACAAUCAUAUCCCUCCCCGAGGACAUUACCCCCUGUCCUAAAAAAUAACCCCCUUGGACAAUCAUUUCCCUCCCAUUCGACAAUUAUUCCCCCCCCCCAAACAAAAUGUUUACCCUCUUGGACAAUCACCCCUCUCCGAGGACAGUUACCCUCGUGGGUGGUUGUCCUUGGUUGUCCGGGGA
Molecule: messenger RNA, 3056 nt
Organism: Strongylocentrotus purpuratus (purple sea urchin)
Lineage: Eukaryota; Metazoa; Echinodermata; Echinoidea; Camarodonta; Strongylocentrotidae
Product: hyalin-like
Exons: 5
Coding region: 97-1224 (375 amino acids)
Source: RefSeq, a predicted model, not a curated record